AUGAGUUUGCGUACAUCGAUGUUGCGGGCUUCGUCCCGGUCUUUGGCGUCCUUUGGCGUCCGUCAAGCUCCAAUUGGUGCUCGUUACAUGUCGACUCCAGCUCAUCAGGACCCCAAGGAAAAGGCCUCUUCGAUCUUGAGCGCCCUACCAGGCAACAGUGCAUUGUCCAAAACUGGUAUUUUGGCCACUUCCACCGCUGCUGCCAUCUACGCUAUCUCUAACGAGCUAUACGUGAUCAACGACGAAACCAUCCUAUUGGGUACUUUCACCGGUUUCGCCGCCAUUGCCAUCAAGUUCUUGGCCCCAGCUUACAAGGACUAUGCUGACGCCAGAAUGAAACAGGUUUCCGACGUUUUGAAUGCCUCUAGAACCAAGCACGUUGACGCUGUCAAACAAAGAAUCGAAUCUGUUUCCGAAUUGCAAAACGUUUCCGAAACCACCAAAGUUCUAUUCGACGUUUCCAAAGAAACUGUCGAAUUGGAGGCCAAGUCUUUUGAAUUGAAACAGCAAGUCGAUUUGGCUGCCGAAGCCAAGUCUGUCUUGGACUCGUGGGUCAGAUACGAGGCUUCGGUCCGUCAGCAACAGCAACAGCAGCUUGCCGAGUCCGUUAUCAGCAAGGUCACUUCCGAGCUUGCAAACCCAAAGUUUCAGGACAAGGUUUUGCAACAAUCCGUUGCUGAUGUCGAAAAGUUGUUUGCCAGCUUGAAGUAA
Messenger RNA from Lachancea sp. 'fantastica', 711 nucleotides. NCBI's taxonomy places the organism in Eukaryota, Fungi, Ascomycota, Saccharomycetes, Saccharomycetales, Saccharomycetaceae. The record is from the annotation of a GenBank genome assembly.